UGGUCUGAGCCCAAAGAUGGGGUUGCACUAGUCUAACAACCACAGUAAGACUAGUCAGAAUCUUCGCAAUACAUAGUAUGGAAAUUAGCACAUGGUAACUUAGAAUUCAUAUAAUCUAUCCCAAACUUACUAUCGAAUUAAGAUAUAGUUGUUAUAUCAAAGUCACUUGUCCACAUCUUGUCGGUCAUUGUUCCAACAAGAAUAACUACGCUUCAAUCCCAAACAAGUUAAGAUCUACUAUAAAAUUCCACCUAUGUUUCCAGAAUAAUUAAAUAAUGUUCAUUAAAAAAUCAUUUUGGUCUUUGGGAGGGUUGUUUGGAACCAAGUCGUCUCAAAUACCAACAUUUUAAGGUAAAUCUUUGUUUUUUCAUUAUUUUGAAUUGUUCAAAAAGACACUUAUCAGAUAGAUUUUUGCAUCAAACACUUCUUAUGAACCAACUGAAACAAAUACACGCCAACACUCUCCGAAAUGGCAUCGAUUUUACACAGUUCUUGAUCUCUAAGAUAAUUGAAAUCCCAAACAUCCCGUACGCCCACAAAGUGUUCGACAAUAUUACUAAACCAACUGUCUUCCUCUACAACAAGCUUAUUCAGGCAUAUUCUUCCCAUGGAUUUCCCAGCCAGUGUUUUUCUCUCUACAUCAAGAUGCGCCGGCAAGGCUGCUCCCCUAACCCACACUCCUUCACAUUUCUCUUUGCAGCGUGCUCCAAUCGUUCCACCCCCAUUCAAGGCCAAAUGUUCCAUGUCCAUUUCAUCAAAUGGGGGUUUGAAUUUGACAUUUACACGUUAACUGCACUUGUUGACAUGUAUGCUAAAAUGAGUUUGUUGCCUUCUGCGCGGAAGCUCUUUGAUGAGAUGGAAAUGAAGGAUGUCCCCAUUUGGAAUUCUUUGAUUGCCGGGUAUGCCAAGAAUGGAAAUGUGGUGGAAGCUUUCAAAUUGUUUUCAGUUAUGCCUUCAAGGAAUGUGAUUUCCUGGACUGCAAUGAUCUCAGGCUACUCGCAAAAUGGGAAGUAUGCAAAUGCACUAGCUGUCUACAAGCAAAUGGAGAAAGACAGAAAGGUAAAGCCUAAUGAAGUCACAAUUGCUAGUGUUCUUCCAGCUUGUGCAAAUCUUGGGGCGCUGGAGGUUGGGGAGAAUAUUGAAGCUUAUGCAAGAGCAAAUGGAUACUUUAAGAAUAUGUUUGUUUGCAAUGCGGUGCUUGAAAUGUAUACGAAAUGUGGUAGAAUUGAUAGGGCAAUGCAACUCUUUCACGAGAUUGGUAGGAGGAGGAACUUGUGUUCUUGGAAUACCAUGAUUAUGGGGUUAGCUGUCCAUGGAAAAGGUGAUGAAGCUCUUAAGCUUUUCAAUCAAAUGCUGGGAGAAGGAAACACACCUGAUGAUGUAACAUUUGUAGGAGCAAUCUUAGCAUGCACACAUGGAGGCAUGGUAGCAAAGGGCUGGGAACUCCUCAAAUUGAUGGAGCAAAGGUUCUCCAUAGCUCCAAAGUUGGAACACUAUGGCUGUAUGGUUGAUCUCUUAGGCCGGGCUGGGAAAUUGCAAGAAGCCUAUGAUCUUAUACAGAGCAUGCCAAUGAGACCUGAUUGUGUCAUAUGGGGAACUAUUCUUGGAGCCUGCAGUUUCUAUGGCAAUGUUGAAUUGGCUGAGAAAGCAGCCGAAUUCCUUUCUGUGUUGGAACCGUGGAAUCCUGGGAAUUAUGUUAUUCUCUCAAACAUCUAUGCAAGAGCUGGCCGGUGGGAUGGUGUGGCAAGGUUAAGGAAACUGAUGAAGUCCUCUCAGAUUACAAAAGCAGCAGGGUAUAGCUUCAUUGAGGAGGGAGGUGAUAUUCAUAAGUUUAUAGUAGAGGAUAAAUCCCAUCCAAAAUCAAAUGAGAUAUAUUCACUGCUUGAUUUAGUCACAACUAGAUUAAAGUUUGAUGUAAGCACCAUGGAAAUUGAUUUGGAUUCUAUUGCUGAAUAGAGUUUUAGCAAUAACUCUGAAUAGUUUUUGGACCUA
Solanum lycopersicum (tomato) is the source of this 1992-nucleotide messenger RNA. Its product is annotated as pentatricopeptide repeat-containing protein At5g08510. Gene Ontology annotation, cellular component: intracellular membrane-bounded organelle. Gene Ontology annotation, biological process: RNA modification. The record is from RefSeq and is a predicted model, not a curated record. Gene Ontology annotation, molecular function: RNA binding; protein binding. NCBI's taxonomy places the organism in Eukaryota, Viridiplantae, Streptophyta, Magnoliopsida, Solanales, Solanaceae.